UAACGUUGAUUGAAAUCUGAAAUUCGGCUUUGUUUUGAUUGUUAAAGCUAAUAUUUCAAUCCAUAUAAAUCAACAUGAGUAAGGCCCAUCCACCAGAGCUCAAGAAGUACAUGGAGAAGAAACUGACAUUGAAGCUCAAUGGAGGGAGACAAAUCACAGGAAUUCUUCGAGGAUUUGACCCAUUUAUGAAUUUGGUAGUAGACGAAAGUAUUGAAGAUUGCAAAUCUGGAGAAAAAAAUUCCAUUGGAAUGGUGGUUGUCCGAGGGAAUAGCAUCAUCUUACUGGAAGCAUUGGAUCGUGUAUGACAGUUUCAUUUGGCAGCUCAGUGUGAAAAACAGUUGAGGAAGAAUGUCUGCAGUGUGGAAAGGAGAAUGACAGAUGUGUAGGAACAGAAGGAAUGAUGAACACAAGGGAAAACAUGGGGAAAGUUGCAAGCAAACAAAAUCAUGAGACAUGUUUACAUUCAUUUCAUUUGUUUGUCAACAAUUUUGACAGGUUUUCAUUUCAUUAGUGUCAUCAUGUUUCAAUUGUCUUUGGCUUUGGAUAAACCAUAGUAGAUGAACAAAUGAAAUACUCCAGUAUAUUUAUUUUUGUAGAUUUUAUGCUUCUUUCCUUGUGAAAGAAAUACAUCCAUAUGAAAAUAAUGUGUUGGAUUAUUUCUCAGUUUGACAAGCUUUACAUUCAUCAAGCCAGAAUGGAUAAUUCAUAUUGUUUUCUUUAUUGUGUACUAGUGAUUGUUAAUUUUAAUAAAUGGAUGUGUGAACUUA
Messenger RNA from Ylistrum balloti, 767 nucleotides. Its product is annotated as probable small nuclear ribonucleoprotein G. The coding region runs from base 75 to 305 and encodes 76 amino acids. Gene Ontology annotation, cellular component: catalytic step 2 spliceosome; U12-type spliceosomal complex; U2-type prespliceosome. The transcript is spliced from 4 exons. Gene Ontology annotation, biological process: spliceosomal snRNP assembly; mRNA splicing, via spliceosome. Lineage: Eukaryota; Metazoa; Mollusca; Bivalvia; Pectinida; Pectinidae. The record is from RefSeq and is a predicted model, not a curated record. Gene Ontology annotation, molecular function: RNA binding.